Messenger RNA from Cucurbitaria berberidis CBS 394.84, 801 nucleotides. RefSeq lists its product as uncharacterized. Bases 1 to 801 code for a protein of 266 amino acids. The transcript is spliced from 3 exons. NCBI's taxonomy places the organism in Eukaryota, Fungi, Ascomycota, Dothideomycetes, Pleosporales, Cucurbitariaceae. The record is from RefSeq and is a predicted model, not a curated record.
AUGGCGGACAACAUUGAGCAGAACCUGGACCUGGAGAAGAUCUUAGCCACACUGGCGAAUCUUCCCAAGUCGGAAGCUCAAUCAUAUCAGGGUCAACAGCAAGCCUAUCAUCCGGAUCAGAAUUAUUUGGGCUUUCAAGAUGUUGCCCAAACAAACCCUCUUGAGCAAAACCUUCCAUAUCAUCAAUCUGCGGACCCGCGUCUGGUUGGCCGGUCAGCGCCCCAACAUCGACUACCCCCAGCAAGGCCGCAGGACAGACCUUUGACACCGUCUACACCACUCAUUGACCCUUCGACGAUUACAGAGUGGAGACAGGGCCUUCGAUGUGUGAGCAAGAUUGCAGCUCAAAAUCCCGAGUUUACUCCUACUGUUCGCAAGUUGAUGAAAGAUCAAGAACAAAACGUCAAGUCCUGGGAAGCUGGCCGCACGCGCCUCAUCGAGGAACACAAAAUGAAGCGUGAGAACGAACAGACGCACCGCGCUGCGUUGUCGUUGCCAGGCCUUCUAGCUGGUGCCGCAUUGCUCCGUACACCCGAGCGCGAGAAAGAAGAGCUUGAUCAGUAUGAUGCCAAGGUAUACCGAGCAAGCAAGGCGAUGGUUGAGUCACAAACCUCAUCUCUUAAGGUUCUGGGUGUCCCCUUCUUUGGCGUGAAGCCGUACUUGGUUGUCCUUUCUGUUGCCGAGGCGACUGAAGGCGCGGAGUCGCAGACUCUCGACGUAGGAGGGAAGAUUACGAAGAAGCAGCUUCUUGAACUGCAGCGCAAGAUGCUGAACCACUUGAUGGAGCUGUAUGGAGAUUGA